This is a messenger RNA of Scomber japonicus (chub mackerel), 4301 nucleotides long. It is a transcript of the gene jak3, whose product is annotated as Janus kinase 3 (a protein tyrosine kinase, leukocyte). Gene Ontology annotation, molecular function: cytokine receptor binding; ATP binding; non-membrane spanning protein tyrosine kinase activity. The transcript has 24 exons. NCBI's taxonomy places the organism in Eukaryota, Metazoa, Chordata, Actinopteri, Scombriformes, Scombridae. The record is from RefSeq and is a predicted model, not a curated record. Bases 85 to 3414 code for a protein of 1109 amino acids. Gene Ontology annotation, cellular component: cytosol; cytoskeleton; membrane. Gene Ontology annotation, biological process: peptidyl-tyrosine phosphorylation; cell surface receptor signaling pathway via JAK-STAT; cell differentiation.
CAGAAAACAGAGAAGAAAGUCUUGGUUUACGGGAACAAAUAAUUCACACGAGGACAUCUGACCUACAAAUGUAAAGAAGUAUCCAUGGAUCUCAGCGAGGAGGAGUCAGCGCCUCUGAUGAUCAGAGAUCGGGGAGGCAGCCAGAGGUCCAGUUCUAGCGCUGGUCACAGUUUACAAGUACAUCUCUACUUCUUCCCUGCCACAAAGGAUGCAACAACGAUAAACAUAUCUGGCCCAGUCUCUGCUGAAAACGUCUGCAUCCAAGCAGCCAAAAAAUGUGGAAUCUUACCUGUGUACCAAAGUCUUUUUGGUUUGGCAUCUGGGGAUCUCUCAUUUUGGUAUCCUCCGUCACACAUGUUCAACACAGAAGAAAACUUACAAGUCUACUUCAGAGUCAGGUUUUUCUUUGAAAACUGGUUCGGACAAGGAACAAGGACAUCUUACCGCUACAGUCUAACCAGAGACAGAAUCAGUCCAGUGCUUGACUACUGUGUCAUUGAUUAUCUCUUUUCUCAGUUACGAAGUGACUUCAUCGCAAGUGAAGCAGGGGUGUCCCCACCUUUGAGUGCCCAGGAGGAGUGCCUUGGCCUUGCAGUGCUAGACCUGUGGAGAAUGGCUAAAGAGCGCCAUCAGAGUGUAAGAGAGCUCUGCAAGACUGUCAGCUACAAAUCAUGCCUUCCUAAGUCACAUCGCCAUGACAUCCAGAAACGCAACCGGCUGGAUCGUUAUCGAAUUCGAAACACCCUCAAGCGUUUUUUAAAGAAGCAUGGGAACUGCUCGGUGGACGAGUACAGCUUGAAACUCAAGUACCUGAUUGAGCUGGCUGGCAUUGAGCCUUCUCUGGGAUGUGAAACCUUCCAAGUGAAUCCAUCUUCUUCCAAUUCAAUAUCAUCUUUUACUCUGGUGCGGGUCACUGGGGAAACUGGAAUUCAAACCAGUGGAAGUUGUCAUCCUGAUGGUGCACUGGAGUGGCAGACCUUCUGUGAUUUCCAAGAAAUCAUUGACAUCAGUAUAAUGAGGGGGUGCCAUGAGCAGGUUCCUCAAGACAGCAGGACAGUGACAAUAACUCGCAAAGAUGACAGAUGCAUGGAAGCCAAGUUCCAGAGUCUCAAAGAAGCAUUUUCAUUUGUGUCACUUGUUGAUGGUUACUUCAGACUGACCACAGACUCCAGUCACUACUUCUGUCAAGACAUUGCCCCGCCUAGUAUUCUGGAGGGCAUCAAAAACCACUGUCACGGCCCAAUCACAUCAGAGAUCGCAGUCAACAAACUGAAAAAGUCGGGAUUUAAAGGUGGCACCUUCCUUGUCCGGCAGAGUCCCAAGGACUACGACAACUUCUUCCUCACUGUUUGUGUUCAGACCUCCCUCGGACAUGACUAUAAAGAUUGUCUCAUUAUUAAGAAUGAGCACUACAGCCUCCCUGGUGUCCAGAAAUCGUUUUCCAGCUUGCGAGAGCUCACCAGCUACUAUCAACACAACAAGCUGCUGCUAGCUGAAGUACCUGUCAAGUUAGCCCGUUGCUGUCCACCCCGACCCAAAGAGCUCACAAAUCUCAUCAUCAUACGCAACAGCAGCUCUGUAGAAGCUCAAGGGUCGCCAACACCUGAAAGGAACAGAUUCAAUCAUAUCCAGUUCCACAUGAUCAAAUACGAAGACCUGAAAUGGGAUGAAAGCCUCGGACAGGGAUCCUUCACUCGAAUUUUCAGAGGCUAUAAAACAGACAUUCAUGAUGGGGAGAAACACAAGACUGAAGUUCUACUGAAAGAACUUGAUGUGGGUCACAAGAAUUGCUGGGAGUCAUUUUUUGAAGCUGCCAGUUCAAUGAGUCAGAUUGCACACAAACACCUCCUCCUUGUUUAUGGUGUUAGUGUUCAUGGAGCAAAAAACAUAAUGGUGCAAGAGUUUGUCAAGUACGGGGCCCUCGACCUUUACUUGAAGAGAGGGAGAUCUGUGUCAGUGAGCUGGAAACUUGACGUAGCCAAACAGCUUGCGUCUGCCCUCAACUUUCUGGAAGAAAAGAGCAUCAUACAUGGAAAUAUCUGUGCCAAAAAUUUGCUUCUGGCCAGAGAAGGUGACCCAUCACAGAGCAGCCCUCCUUUCAUCAAGCUGAGUGACCCUGGCAUCAGUGUUGCAAUGCUGGGCAAGGAUGUUAUCCUGGACAGAAUUCCCUGGGUGGCCCCUGAGGUGCUGGAGGCCCCAGAUAACCUGACCCUGGAGUCUGAUAAGUGGAGCUUUGGUGCCACUGUGUGGGAAAUCUUCAACAGUGGGAACGCUCCAUUGCGAGGUUGGGACCUGGACAAGAAAAAGCGGUUUUAUGAAAGCUUCCAGCAGCUGCCUCCCUCCCAGUGGACAGAGCUGGCUGAUUUGAUCAGUCAGUGUAUGGACUACCAGGCAUCCUUCAGACCUUCUUGUCGUAGUAUUAUCCGUCAACUCAACAGUCUGAUCACCUCAGACUAUGUGAUACUCGCCACUGAGCCCGUCACACAGAGCCCAAUGUGGAGAGCCCUCAAUCCCGCUCAGCAUGACCAGACAUUAUUUGAGGAGAGACACCUGCGUUACAUCUCCCCACUGGGAAAAGGAAACUUUGGCAGUGUUGAACUUUGUCGUUAUGACCCACUGGGUGAUAACACCGGCGAGCUGGUCGCUGUGAAGAAACUGCAGCCCAACAAGCAGUCAACUCUGGAGGAUUUCCAGAAGGAGGUCAACACCCUCAGUGUUUUGCACUGUGAUUACAUCGUCAAGUACAGAGGGGUGUGCUACAGCAUGGGUCGCCUCAGUAUGAGUCUGGUGAUGGAGUACCUACCCUAUGGCAGCCUUAUUGGCUACUUAGAGAAUAACCGACACAUCAACACCAGGCGCAUGCUACUUUUUGCUUCACAGAUCUGCAAGGGGAUGGCGUACCUACAGACCUUACGCUAUGUGCAUCGAGACCUUGCAGCAAGAAACAUUCUUGUGGCCAGUGAAUCACUGGUGAAAAUUGCUGAUUUUGGGCUCACCAAGAUUAUUCCUUUUGACAAGGAGUACUACCGAGUCACACAGCCUGGAGAGAGCCCAAUCUUCUGGUACGCUCCAGAGUCCAUAAAUGAGUCCAGAUUCUCCCAUAAAUCAGAUGUCUGGAGUUUUGGAAUCGUUCUUCACGAGCUCUUCUCCUACUGCGACAUGAACACCAACCCAAAAAGACUAUGCAUGCAGGAGAUUGGACACAAUGUGCAGGGUCCGACCAUUUCAGUGCAUCUAGCAAAUAUUCUAAAGAAUAACUGGAGGUUGCCUUCUCCUCCAAGCUGCCCACCCAAGGUGUACAGUUUGAUGAAGCAGUGCUGGGCGUACAACUUUGAGGAGCGGCCAUGUUUCUCUACACUGGGAAACCAAAUUGAAACUAUCAUGCAAGACGAGAGAGACAAUCUGAAAGGCUGACAAAGAGCCUGUUAGUACCUCACAGUGGAACUCAUGCUGUACAGUGAGAUACAAUUUCAUUCACUAUAACAAUGGAAAUUCAGUUUAUAUGGGUACCGAUAACAUAUCUAAGAAGCCACAUACUGACAGAUAAUAAACUACUCUAUGAAAAGAUAAAAGCCACAAUUGGAGUGCUUUGGCAGCUGAGUGGUAACCGUGCAUGCCACAUAAGUGCAACGUCCCUAACCGUAACCCUAACCCUUUGCUUCAGGUCAGUCUCCUCUCUCUGUUCCUAUUUCCUGUUAGCCUCUGUGCCAGCUACUCUCUAAUAAUGGCAAAAAAAAUCCCCAAAAAUACAUUUUAAAUCCUUUUCCCACUUCUACUAUACUUAAGGUCUGCGUGGCCACAAGAGAGGAAAGCAAAUGGUACCAGAAACAGAUGAAAAACAGUGUACGAAUAUGUACUUAGCCCAGUAAAGGGUGUGACACAUAUGAAAAUAAAGAAUUUAUUGUUCACAGCAAUGGGGCAAUAAAAACUGCCUACUGUGUAAGAUCUUGAUGCAGUACUUAUCACACAUGCUGAGUUGGAAAACUGCAUUAAUGCUCAAGGCUAACAUUUCUACUUUACAUAUGGUAAAUUUAAAAAAAAAACAUUUAACUAUUACUCCUUUCUCUUGAGGAAUGUGACCAAAUAAAAUGUGUAUUUACUUCUUUUAUCAUGUUUGAAAUAAAGAAAUAUCUUUUUGUCCAGUUAGCUGGUUGAAAAUGCAGAUGUUUUUAUGAAGACUUCUGAAGACAGUUUGCAGGUUCAAUACUCAUGUUCUAAGAAUAGAAAAUGAGUUAAUUUCAAAAUUUAUGAUCAAACAAUUAUUUUAUGUUAACCACAUUUAGACUAGUAGUUUGAAAGCA